Messenger RNA from Purpureocillium takamizusanense, 1796 nucleotides. RefSeq lists its product as uncharacterized. The transcript is spliced from 2 exons. NCBI's taxonomy places the organism in Eukaryota, Fungi, Ascomycota, Sordariomycetes, Hypocreales, Ophiocordycipitaceae. The coding region runs from base 96 to 1544 and encodes 482 amino acids. The record is from RefSeq and is a predicted model, not a curated record.
CUCGCCCGCGCCGCCACAGCGCAGCACUCGCCCUCACUCCAUCUACGUGAUUUACACUGUACAUUCCUGGUGCGGCUUGACACCACGCCGCAGGCAUGUGGCAACUCGUCAGUAUACUCUGCAACGUGCAGCUGUGGUUUAGCGAUGGCCACGCCAUCAACAAAGUUCGCGGGGGGCAGAAUGUCUCAUCGCGGCUGAUCGUGGACAGCGGUGGCUUUCUCGACCUCACCGAGUUUCGGUCCGGCCCGGGCCUUGCCAUUGAUGCCAACGGAGCGGUGCUCUCGCUCCGGCUGCAGACCGGGGCUCCCGCUUCCUGUCCGGAACUAGACCACGUCGUCCCUUGGGUGAACCUGACGCUCGAUGUUCAUGACGGCGGAAUGUUCGAUCUGAGCUUCCACGAGCUUCCCGAGACCGUAAUUGAGUGUUACACGACCUCGCCCGUGUCUGGCAAGCUCAAGCAGCUGCCUUAUAUAUCCGACAGUGAUGCCGGGUAUCUACUCAACAUGAUUGAGGAGCAGUUUGUGCCGUAUCAGAACAUUCCCGAGUCGCCAGGCAAGUCCGUUGAAGAGAUACGGGCGCUCGGCAAGCAGUUCUUCCCGUUCACGCGCCACAGCUUUGAGCUGGCGAUGAGCGUGUACGACUGGACGACGGCAUCCUUCGCACGCCUCGUGCUUAUGAAAAUCUUCCAAUACACGGGCAUCGACCCGCCGCCGCACCCCCUCGACAGCAGGUCCAUCACCGAGCAGAUCUGGGCGAGCAACUGGUCGUACUACACGCCGCAAAACGACAGCUACAUGCGCUCCUUCCUCAUGAAGCCCGCCGACUCGCUUGCCGACGUAGAGGCGCAGCUCGCCAACGUGUCGACGGAGCUGCAGCGCUUCAGCGACGUGCAGAACCGGCUCCUGGGCGCGGCAUUCGCGGCGCUCCCGCGCACGGCGGUGCUGGCCAAGCCGCGGCUGUACAGCGGGCAGCCCGACAUCUCCCAGCUCGGGCUGGAGCACUUUGGCAUCGAGUUCCUCGAGUGCCCGCUCAACGACGGGCCCGUCGGGACGACGCUCGUGGCGCCGUUCGGCGACGCGCUGGCGACCUACGCGGGGAUGGGGAGGACGGUGACGACCAAGAUGGUCUGGAGCUUCACCGACAGCCUCGAGGACGCGAUGCACUACGCCAACGGCAUCGUGCUGGUGGCCGAGCCGGGCGACGGCGCGUGGGUGUGGGACACGGCCGCGUACGUGACGCCACUGUCGGACGACCCGCGGAAGGUUGAGUACACGUUUGCGCCGGGGACGCGCUUCAAGGUCAAGAACAUCGACCGGGCCGCCGUUUCGGGGAAGCCAGUGGUCGUCAUUACCUUGCAGCCCGAGGUCCGGGCCGUUCAGACGAGGGACGAGGCCGAAUCCGCCUCUAGACUUGGUCCGGACAAGUCCCAGCUGUUGAGCGCUGCUGGGUCUCUGGAACCCUUUGUCCCGUCGGGCAGAAUCCCGCAUAGCAGGCACCGAUAUGGGGGGAGGCCUUGCGCGUGUUCGAGACAGGAGGGGCACUGACGUCGAGUCUGGACGGCCAUUGACCGGCCUUUUUUGGAUAGUAGUCGUCAUGAAGCUCGCGUGAAGUGUUCAAAAGGUACCAUCAUUGGUGAAUCAAUCAGUCUCUGGAGAUGAUGGAUUUUCAACUUGCGGGAGAUUUAUAGCUGGAGUCGCCCAGUUGUAGAGCAUGCCCCAGCAUUCCCGCCCACUGGGCACCUCAACUCCAGGUUGCCCUCGCGGUCCCCCUGAUCCACUCCACUCCAGCUGUGCUCC